UAAUUUAGGAUCCGUGUUCUUAUUUAGUUACCACUGUAAACAACAUGGCUGACGAAUCGAAAGAAAAUGCUGAUUCCCUUAUUGCUGAUAUUCACAAGAGAAUAACCGAGGCAUUUGAAAUAUUUGAUAAUGAAAACAAUAAAACAGUUGAUGUCAGGGAAGUUGGUACAAUUAUUCGUUCAUUGGGAUGUUGCCCCACAGAAGCUGAGCUCACAGAUAUGUUGGUAGAGAUAGAAGAGGAGGAUGAAGCAGGAUACAUCAGAUUUGAAAAAUUUCUAGGAUUGAUGACAAAAGUUUUGAUGGAAAGGAGAUAUAAGCCAUCACCAGAAGAUGUUCUGCUGAAAGCCUUUUUAGUUUUAGAUCAAGAUGGAAAGGGAUAUCUAACACAGGAUGAACUAGCUAAAUACAUGACAGAAGAUGGUGAACCAUUCCAACAAGAGGAACUAGAAGAAAUGCUCUCAGCUGCUGUUGAUCCAGAGAAAGGGACAAUUUUAUAUAAAGAGUAUGUGUCCAGGAUGGCAGUCGAGGAAGUGUAAUGUGCAAGACAAGCAGCAAAGUGAAAAAAAAGGGGGGGGGGGGGGGGGGGUUAAAAACACAUUUUAAAGAACCAGCAGCAGAUAGAAUCUGUGAUACUAUUUGAUUAAUGUUUUAUUUCAAAUUCUCUAUUAGAUUUCUUGAGAUAUCCAAACAGAAAACUGUGAUAUUUACAAAUUAGCUGUAAAUAAACUUCAGAGAAGAAAUAAAUGUACAUGCGACAUGUAAAUUA
Molecule: messenger RNA, 766 nt
Organism: Magallana angulata
Lineage: Eukaryota; Metazoa; Mollusca; Bivalvia; Ostreida; Ostreidae
Product: dynein regulatory complex protein 8-like
Exons: 6
Coding region: 45-536 (163 amino acids)
Molecular function (GO): calcium ion binding
Source: RefSeq, a predicted model, not a curated record